CCAUAGAGGCUAUUAAGUGAUAAACUCCGGGACAGAAAAUGGCGACGGCGGGGAGCCGGACCUCGUCGUCGGGAAUAUCUGAGUUGAAUAACGGCAUAAACGUUGGAAGUGCUUCUCAGGGCUAUUCAGGUUCCCCUGGUCUUCCGAGCAGUCCCGGCACGGCGAAGAACAGGACCGGGGAAAACUCACAAUGGAGACGUAAAGACUUGCGGAAAGUGAGAAGUGUGGAUCUGGACAAACCUGAGUCGCUGCUCCUAUCGCCAGAGACCGGGACGGCUCCAAUAUCAGCGCAGCUGCACUUCUUGUCCGUUUCCUCGCCUGGUGCAGUGCAGGCGACCCUGCUACAGCAGACUCGCCACAUUCAGCAGAGCAAUUCUGUAACCGAUAAUCCGCUUUCAGAUAAUACGAGUAAUACUAAUAGUUUAUCUACAGCCGCUCAGGAAUUGUUGAAUACUUCUUUAAAAAACAGCAGCGACCAUCUCAGCGCUGAUUAUGGUGUCCCCGGAACUUCUGUGGAAGUAGUCGCUACACAAAAUAGCCGAGAGAUGGACAGCAAGGACACCCUGAGGGGGCUGCAGAAGAUGGAGGACCGCCCGGAGGAGCGAAUGAUCCGCGAGAAGCUCAAGGCCACCUGCAUGCCCACCUGGAAGCACGAGUGGCUGGAGAGGCGGAGCAGGAAGGGACCUGUGGUGGUGAAACCCAUUCCACUGAGACCGGACGGCAGCGAGGCAGGGCGGCAGGGGGGCGAGGGCGGAGGGGACACGCAGGCGCCCACGUCCCCCCAGUCCCGAGGCCGUCGCAGCCCCUCUCCCGGCCCCACCUCUUCCUCCUCUUCCUCUUGCUCUGGAAAGAACGGCGGGAAGCCCGAGUCUCCCGGUGUGCGCCGGAAGAGAGCGUCCCCGGUCCCAUUUCAGAGCGGGCGAGUCACCCCCCCUCGACGUGCGCCCUCCCCAGACGGUUUCUCUCCUUACAGUCCCGAGGAGACCAACCGCAGAGUGAAUAAGGUCAUGAGGGCCCGCCUCUACCUGCUGCAGCAGAUUGGGCCCAACUCCUUCCUGAUUGGUGGAGACAGCCCCGACAACAAAUACAGGGUUUUCAUUGGCCCACAGACCUGCAGCUGUGGCCGAGGGACCUUCUGCAUCCACGUCCUCUUCGUCAUGCUCAGGGUCUUCCAGCUGGAGCCCUCCGACCCCCUGCUCUGGAGGAAGACCCUCAAGAACUUUGAGGUGGAGAGCUUGUUUCAGAAGUACCACAACCGGCGGAGCUCGCGGAUCAAGGCCCCCUCACGCAACACCAUUCAGAAGUUUGUCUCCCGCAUGUCCAACUCGCACACGUCCUGCACGUCCAGCACCUCCUCGUCGGGCAACGAGAACAGCAGCCUGAAGGAUGAGGAGGAGCAGAUGUGCCCGAUCUGCCUGUUGGACAUGCUGGACGAGGAGAGCCUGACCGUGUGUGAGGAGGGCUGCAGGAACAAGCUGCACCACCACUGCAUGUCCAUCUGGGCCGAGGAGUGCAGGAGGAACCAGGAGACCUUAAUCUGCCCCCUCUGCAGAGCCAAGUGGAAGUCACAUGACUUUUACAGCCAUGAUCCAGCCGCCCAGUUGGACGGUGCAGGCGCUCGCUCCCAGAAUCAGGCAUCAUCUCACAGUGAGGGACAGAGGCAAGGCCAGGAGGGCGACUUCACGCUCCCUCACUACGGCGUCCAGCAGAUCCCUCAGACAUACAAAGAGCUGGCAGAGCCCUGGAUCAAGGUCUUUGGGCUGGAGCUGGUGGGCUGCCUGUUCUCCAGGAACUGGAACAUCCGGGAGAUGGCCCUGCGCCGGCUGUCACACGACGUCAGCGGCGCGCUGCUGCUGGCCAAUGGGGAGCGGUCCUGCCUGGGGGCGGGGCUGGGAGCCGCGGCGGGCCGGGAGGCGUCCGGGGACGUGGUGGUGGAGUCCUGCUGCAGCGUCCUCUCCAUGGUCUGCGCAGACCCCGUCUACAAAGUCUACGUGGCCGCGCUGAAAACGCUGCGCGCCAUGCUGGUCUACACGCCCUGCCACUCCGCGACCGAGAGGACGCGACUGCAGCAGCUGCUCCGGCCCGUGGUGGAGACCAUCCUGGUCAAGUGUGCGGACGCCAACAGCCGCACCAGCCAGCUGUCCGUGUCCACUCUGCUGGAGCUGUGUAAGGGCCAGGUGGGAGAGCUGGCUGUGGGCCGGGAGAUCCUCAAAGCAGGGUCCAUUGGUAUCGGCGGAGUGGACUAUGUGCUGAACUGCAUUCUGGGAUCUCAGACGGAAGCCAAUAACUGGCAGGCCCUGCUGGGACGCCUGUGCCUCAUCGACCGCCUCCUGCUGGAGUUCCCAGCGGAGUUUUACCCCCACAUCGUCUCCAGCGGGGACAUGCACCAAUCACAGACUCUGGUCGAGAGGUAUCAGAAGCUGCUGCCGCUGCUGAGCUUCGCGCUGCAGUCCAUCGAUAACUCGCACUCCAUGGUGGGGAAGCUGUCGCGGCGCGUCUUCCUGAGCGCGGCCCGCAUGGUGGCCCGCGUGCCGCACGUCUUCGUCAAGCUGCUGGACAUGCUGAGCGGCACCAGCUCCACGCACUACGCCCGCAUGCGGCGCCGCCUGCUGGCCAUCGCCGAGGAGAUGGACAUCCUGGAGGACGUGCAGGCGGGGGAGGGGCCGCAGCCCGACUACCCGGAGCCGGCGGCCCCGCACAACUCGCCCGACGUCACCGAGAACAACACCCCCACGCCCACGCCCACGCCCACCGUGCAGCUGGCGGCCCGGACUCCCCGCUGCGCCGCCGCCCCCGCCGCCGCGGGCCUCCCCGCCCCGGGGCCGCCGGCUGAGCCCCCGAAACCCCCCGCGCAGCCCCGCGGCAGGCCCCCGAGCCAGGGCCUGAACUCCCCCUCCUCCGGCCACGCCCCCGCCCUGCCCUCCCCCUCCGCCUCGCACCCGCCCCCCUUCCCGGGGCCCGACAGCCCCAAGGCCCGCCCUCAGGGCUUCGGCCCCGGCAAGCUGGCGGUGUCCUCGCCCGGGGCCCAGCGCAGGCCCCCCCCGCCGAAGCUCUCCGGCCCCCCCGCCGCCGGCAGAGACGCGGAGAAGCUGUCCCCCGCCUUCACCCAGGCCCGCCCCCUCCCCUCCAGCCAGAUCCACAGACCAAAAGCCUCCCGCCCCCCCGGCGCCGAGGGCCAGGGGAGGGGGCCCGGCCCAGCGGGCAAGGGGGGCAUGAAGCUGGAGCUGCAGGACGGCGCCUGCGGCGGGAGGCCCAGCGGCGGGGCCCUCAUCCCCAGCGAGGACACGGUCUUCACCCCCGUGGAGGACAAGUUCCGCAGCCUGGACGCCUCGGCCGAGCUCAACUCCAGCAUGGAGGACCUGCUGGAGGGGGCGGAGCCCGCCGCCGACAGCACCGUCACCUUCAAGUCGGAGGUGGCGGUGCUCUCCCCGGAGCGGGCGGGCGCCGAGGACGCCUCCUACACCGACGACGUCACCCACAACCAGAAGUGCAAGGAGAAGAUGGAGGCGGAGGAGGAGGAGGCGCUGGCCACCGUCAUGGCCAUGUCCGAGUCCCAGGACGCCCUGCCCGCCAUCCCCCAGCUGCAGGUGGACAAGGGGGAGGACGUCAUCAUCAUCCAGGUGGACACCCCAGAGACGCUUCCUGGCCAUACCAAAGCAAAGCAGCCUUACAGAGAAGGAGCGGAGUGGCUGAAGGGCCAGCAGAUUGGGCUGGGGGCCUUCUCCUCCUGCUACCAGGCCCAGGACGUGGGCACCGGCACCCUGAUGGCCGUAAAGCAGGUGACCUACGUGAGGAACACCUCCUCGGAGCAGGAGGAGGUGGUGGAGGCGCUGCGGGAGGAGAUCCGCAUGAUGGGCCACCUCAACCACCCCAACAUCAUCCGCAUGCUGGGGGCCACCUGCGAGAAGAACAACUACAACCUGUUUGUGGAGUGGAUGGCAGGUGGCUCGGUGUCCCAUCUGCUGAACAAGUACGGGGCCUUCAAGGAGGCCGUGAUCAUCAACUACACCGAGCAGCUGCUGCGGGGCCUGGCCUACCUGCACGAGAACCAGAUCAUCCACAGAGACAUCAAGGGUGCCAACCUUCUGAUUGACAGCACGGGGCAGAGGCUGAGGAUCGCAGACUUCGGAGCGGCUGCCAGGCUGGCCUCUAAGGGCACGGGGGCGGGAGAGUUCCAGGGCCAGCUGCUGGGCACCAUCGCCUUCAUGGCCCCCGAGGUGUUGAGGGGGCAGCAGUACGGGCGCAGCUGUGACGUGUGGAGCGUGGGCUGUGCCAUCAUCGAGAUGUCCUGCGCCAAGCCGCCCUGGAACGCAGAGAAGCACUCCAACCACCUGGCGCUCAUAUUCAAGAUCGCGAGUGCCACGACGGCGCCGGCGAUCCCGCCGCACGUGUCCCCAGGCCUGCGGGACGUCACCCUGCGCUGCCUGGAGCUGCAGCCCGCCGAGCGGCCGCCAUCUCGCGAGCUCCUCAAGCACCCCGUCUUCCGCCUCAACUGGUAGACCUCGCCCCGCGCCUCUGCCGCAUCGGAGAGUACUACUGAGGGCCUCGCCUGAACGCCUGCUCCCCUCUCCGCUCCUACGCCCCCUCCCCGCCCUCCCCGCCCCCUUCCCCAGCCCCUCAAGCUGCUGUGCCGCCCCUCAGCACCAGGCUAGACGAGUAAGAGCCGCUACCCUGUGCCGGGGUCACUGUAAGGCACGCGUCCCCAUGCGGCCGCCCCAAACUGCUGUACCGUAGCACAUAAUGCAACAACAGUCGCAAGAUUUGCUUCUAAAUGGUGCCUUUUUAGAAGUGCGAUGUUGGUCUUCAGUUGACCAGCUUUAAUUACAGUCCCGUGUCUUUUUUGUAUUUUUUAUUUUAUUUUUUAAUCGACUACGAUGUUAUGCUCUGUAAAAGGCAGUCCUGUGGUAAACCGGUUUUUUCUCUGCACUUUUGUAGCCAUCUUCAUUGUGGCGAGGUUAGAGUAGGGUCUCUCUUUCUGAACCUCGCAAGUCAUUAAAAAAAAAAAAAAGAAACUUACAAAAAAUUUGACAGUGGAGUAAGAUGCUUAUAUUACGGCUUCAGUUAUAAAGUCUUGUUGUAUGUUUUUUAAAUUUUCCGAAUCAAUCAUUGUAUUUUUAAAAAAGAGAAAAAUCUUGUCUAGAAGAAAGGAAAUGGCUGUAUUUUUUUAAUCAGUUGGAUUUUUGCAUAUACUACAUUUGUUAAUGUAAGUAUAUGACGAUGCCUCUGAUCUGUGCAUUUUACUGUUGGGCCAUUGAACUUGGCUGAGCAAUCAGAAAGAUGGUUUAAGUGUUUCAGGGAAAGAUGAAAUCUAAACAAAAUUUUUGCUUGUAGACACAAUGCUGAAUGUGAACAUUUAUGAUACCGGUAUUUCAAAGAUUUGUCUUCACAUUUUUUUAUGAUAGAGAAGUCCCAUUUAGGUGUGCAUAUUUUACACACACACACGCACACACAUUGUCUUUCAGACCUUUGAAUUUGAGAUCUUUAUAGUGUCCUAAUGAAAGGUUUCUGGGACAGGUUUUGCAUUUGGGUCACAGUAAACAUCCUACUGGUUUUUCACUGUUAUGUUAGAUGAAUCUGAUGAAAAUGUUUUAUUUGGAUGUUGUCAUUUCAUAAUUUCUCAUGAAGCUGUGUCCAGUUUCAUUUGAAACAAACAUUUCUACCGCUGUUGGUUAUAAUCAAGCUUUCUUUUUCUUCUGGUGCUGUUCCUUUGUACAUUGUGAUACUAAAUUGUUAAUUCCUUUCGACUUGGGAAUUAUUUCAAUUAUAUAUUUUUUCAAAAAGUGAAUAAAUGUACUGAGGUUUUCUAAAUCUUUUCCACCAGGGAAUUUCCAUAGUAAAAUUACAAUGCUGUAAACAUAUUUUUCUCUCUCCUUUUUCUGCUUGGUGGGGCUAUGCAUUGCAAUCUUCAAACUUCUCAUAACCUUUUUAUAUCAGCUCAUCUCUUUGUUUUAGUGUCUUAGAGCAUGUUCUGAAAUCAUUGUAAUUUUAUGAUCUGUAACUCUUCAAGUGUUGUUAUUCUGGUUGUAGUCAGUCAAGAAAGUAAAACUGAAAAGAGCUGAGUGGUUACACUCUGUUAAAUGUGAAGAAUUAUGAACAAAAAUAUAUUUUUAAAGGAAAUAAGCAGGCUUUGUGCUAUAUUUUCCAUUUGAAAUCCCAAGAUGAUUUGACAUGGGAUAUCAAUGUUGACUUUGUGACAAUUUCAAAAAGAACAUUUUUAAACUAAAUUGAUACUGUAUUUAAUGCAAAGUUAUAUUUCUUUAUGUGGAGUACAAGCUUGACAAAGCUUGAAGAGUUAAAAUGUAAAUAAAUGUGAAGUUUGGUAGCUAAAUUUAAUGUACUUGACCUGUAUUUUUAUACCACACCUUUUCCAUAAAUACAGAAAUUAUUUUUUGUUCCUGCUUUGGGUAAUUUUUCUUAUCCUACUUUCAAUGUCUUUUUUAAAAGCUUUAAAUUUAUGCACUCUUGUCUUUUUAUAUACUGGAAAUAUCCUGUUUCUGUCAGAUUCAUAAAAGCUAAUCAGUAUUACUUCAACAUGUUAUGCCUAUAAUUCUUACCAAUUUCUCCAUGCUUUUUGAAUUCUCUUCUUAUCUGCCUGUAUCUCCACCAGCUUGCUGGUCUGAUUUUAUGUAUUUUAUUUUUCUUAUUUUAAAUAAGAUGUGAUAUAAUCUUAUUUCCUUUUUUGGAUCGGAGCUGGACUGAAAUUGUCAAUUGUUUUGUGCCGUUUCCUGUGUCACUUGGUGGUACUUUGUUUUUUUUUUGUUUUUUUGUAAAGAACGUCUAUUGCUGUUUUAUUCCAGUCUCUACUACCUCAGGUGUCCUAUAGAGUUUUCUUCUACCAAAGUUCACUUUCUCAAUAUAUAUUCUAUUUGACUGUAAUUUGUUUUUGAUUUUUUUUUUCUUCUUCAAAGAUUUCCAGGGCUUAAGGGCUAACUUCUUUUAGCACCUUUAUUGUGCAAAUAAACUCAUGAAAUCUCUGGGUUAAGAAAAAUAAGACUGGCUUAAGCUGUAUCCUUUGUAAUUUUAAAUAUAUCAAGAUAUUUUAAUUAUUAAAAGUUUUUACCCCAUUUGAAGCAUUUUAUAGCAUAAUUUGGACUUAUUUUGGUGUUUGUCUUUCUAGUAAAUAAAAGAAAUUGGGAAAAAUG
This is a messenger RNA of Anguilla rostrata (American eel), 7142 nucleotides long. It is a transcript of the gene map3k1, whose product is annotated as mitogen-activated protein kinase kinase kinase 1, E3 ubiquitin protein ligase. Gene Ontology annotation, biological process: protein phosphorylation. The transcript is spliced from 20 exons. Lineage: Eukaryota; Metazoa; Chordata; Actinopteri; Anguilliformes; Anguillidae. Gene Ontology annotation, molecular function: ATP binding; protein kinase activity; zinc ion binding. Bases 39 to 4499 code for a protein of 1486 amino acids. The record is from RefSeq and is a predicted model, not a curated record.